AGAGCUUGAGGUUGGCGCGCGGUAUGACAUGGCUGCUGCGGGGGUUCAUCUCCUGCAGGCCGUGUACUGGAAGGUGUUCACUAUCAGUGACUAUGUCUACGUCCUGCAGACGGGCAGCGAGCCAAAGCUUUCUCUGCUGCAGGAGGGGGAUAUUGGCAGAUAUAAGACGUUCCUGUCGGAGCUGCUGGUCUGUAUACCGCGAAAGGCCAAGAAAAUCUGCUCCCCCAUUUCUUUCCUGCAGCUAUCAACUCAAAGAGAAGUCGUAGCUCGAGUAAUUCAACGCAUCUGUGAAAAAAACAAGAAGAACGUUCUAGCAUUUGGAUAUGGACUGGCUGCUGAAAAGAGUUCACUACGUGUUACAUUUGCACCAAGUAUUUGCAAUUACUUUCCAAAUCCAACAACGGCAACUGUCAGCACCAGUGUCCUCUGGGAAACCCUGCUAAGUAGGGUGGGAGAUGAUGUUAUGAUGCAUUUGUUGGAAAACUGUUCUCUUUUUAUGAGGGUGCCACCCAAUUGCUAUCAAAUGUGUGGUCAGCCUAUCUAUAAUGUAACCAAAGAGGAAACUCUUCCAUCACCUUGGCUUAAAAAAGACUGUUCUAUCUAUAAAGGAAAUGUUUUAUCUCAAUAUAUUCAGAGACGUUCUUUCACAUCUAAUACUUGUUCACGGAAAAUGACCACAUUAAGGCAAAAAAUCAAAAGUCAAAGAAACGUUAAAGUAAAAAAAGUACACACUGAGGUUAUGGUGGAAGCAGGAGAUAUACACUCCAGCAUUGGACCAUUGAAACAUUUGGAAAAUGUUGGUACGUUUACCACUGAGGAUAGGCACACAAAAAGAGCUCCUCUUAUUGAAAAUUGUGACAUCCCGGCCAAAAGACGUAAAACAGAACUGAAACAAACUGACGUUCACACGUCUGCUAGUGUGACAGCAGAAGCACCUUCCGUAAUACCAGGGGAUCACAUAGUGUGGCAGUGUGCCAGUCAAAGUGAAUCCGAGAAGCAUUCUGCUGUAACAACUGGAAACUUUAGGUUAAGUGAUUUUGUGGAGCCUCAAGACAAAGCGUCCUACGAUUCUCUUUGUACACCUUCAGGCAGAACUUCACCGUCUAACGUUUUUGUCGACUUUGGUAAAAUGUUGUGCACAAAUCCAAUUUCUAAGGAAGGCUUUUUGGAAAGUUUUCUACUGAAUAUGUUGGACAGUAACACCCGCGGCAGUCUAAAUCUUAUUGAGAGGAUAUUUCUGAAUACCGGUAUGUUCGAGCAAGACAUUGACUUACAGGUUCCUUCUCAAGGCAAAAGAAAGAAAAAAGUUUGCAAGCGUUAUUGGCAAUUGAUACCCAUUUUUCAGGAACUGAUAGAAAACCACAAACGAUGUCCUUACAUGUCACUGUUAAAGAAACAUUGUCCUGUCAAACUUCCUGUAAAGAAUAGAACUGAGAUGAUAGAAGGAAAAGGCAAUGAAGAUGGUCUGCCAAGCAGCAAGACACAGCGUGACCAUAGAGACACAGCCAAAACUGACUGGAAAUCCAGUAACACAGCUGUGCACUGUACUGUUAGACGCCAAAGUAAUGUUUGGGAGGAAAAAGAGAACACGAGGCUCAUAGAUAAACUAUAUGCGUUACUGAAGCAACAUAGCAGCGCCUGGCAAGUCUAUACAUUUGUCAGGGAAUGCCUGCACAUAGUAGUGCCUAAAGGCUUGUGGGGCUCCAGUCACAACAAGUGUCGCUUCUUCAGAAACGUCAAAAUGUUGAUAAAAUCCGUCAAGUAUGAGAAAAUUUCUUUGUCAGAACUGAUGUGCAAGAUGAGGGUAGAAGACUGUCCUUGGCUGCGUCUCAAGAAACGUAAUCACUUUGUUCCUGCGUCAGAGCACUUGCUGCGAGAGAAAAUACUUUCUAAGUUCUUAUUUUGGCUUAUGGAUACCUAUGUUAUACAGUUACUGAAAGCAUUUUAUUACAUCACAGAAACCAGCUUUCAGAAAAAUAGACUGUUCUUUUAUAGGAACUGCAUCUGGGGACAGCUUCAAAAGAUUGGUGUACGGAAACACAUGACAAAUGUAAAGCUACGCUUAAUGUCGACUGAUGAAAUAGAGAAUAUGAAGCAGCAAAAGAAGACCCCUUUGGUCUCCAGGUUACGUUUCAUACCAAAAACAAAUGGAUUGCGUCCAAUUGUGAAAAUGUGUGAUACUUUGGGAUCCCAACAAAGUAAAGAGAUUAAGCAAAGAAAGAUUCUAUAUUUUAACACUCAAGUCAGAAACCUCUUCAGUAUUCUCAAUUAUGAAAGAAACAAGUCUUCCAACUUGAUUGGCUCCUCUGUAUUUGGACUUGAUGACAUAUAUAAGAAAUGGAAAACAUAUGUGCUGUGGCUUAAAGAAUCAAAUUCUGAAAAUGUCAAGUUUUACUUUGUAAAGACUGAUAUAAAGGAGGCAUAUGACACAAUUCCUCAUCCAAAACUUGAGGAAGUAAUCUCAAAAGUAAUAAAACCAGAUAAUGAAGAAGUUUAUUGCAUACGACGCUAUGCCGUGUUGUGGAUGGAUUCGUGUGGCCGUAUUAGGAAAUCUUUUAAAAGACAUGUUUCGAAUUUUGUUGAUUUUAUUCCUAAUAUGAAAUGUUUUUUAAAACAUGUUCAGGAGGUUGAUUUGAUUCAGAAUUCCAUCCUCGUGGAACAGAACCUUUCUUUGAAUCAGAACUCAAGCAAACUGCUAGCCUUCUCCCAGCAAAUCAUCUUUAACCAUAUUCUGAGACUUAAUGAUCAAUAUUAUAUGCAGUGUUGUGGAAUACCUCAGGGCUCAAUGUUGUCAGCAUUACUCUGUAGUUUAUGCUAUGGUGAUAUGGAAAAUAAAUUGUUCUGUGGAAUACAAGAGCAUGGAGUUUUCAUGCGACUUAUCGAUGAUUUCUUGCUGGUAACACCUCACUUAGAACAAGCAAAACGAUUUUUAAGAACUCUGGCAGAAGGGCUUCCUGAUUAUGGCUGCUCAAUAAGCCUCGACAAGACUGUCGUGAAUUUCCCUAUUGAUGACAUUUCAGAGUGCUCAACAGUAGAGCAGUUACCAGGCCACUCCUUGUUGCGUUGGUGCGGUCUUCUGCUUGACACUAAAACUUUGGAAGUUUUCUGUGAUUACUCUAGCUUUUCCUGUACGUCUGUUCGUUCCAGUCUGUCGUUUUGCCACAGUUCUAAAGCUGGGGAAAAUUUGAGACAUAAACUGUUGAAUGUCCUACAACUGAAAUGCCACAGUCUUUUCCUUGACCUUCAGGUUAACAGUCUGCGAACUGUGUACAUUAAUGCCUACAAGAUUCUGUUACUUCAGGCAUACAGGUUCCAUGCCUGUGUUAUACAGCUUCCAUUUGGUCAGAGCAUAAAGAAUAAUCCACAGUUCUUUCUUACUGUAAUUUCUGAUAUGGCACCAUGUUUCUACACGAUUUUAAAAUAUAAAAAUAAAGAUUUUACUCUUGGAGCCAAAGAUGCAUCUGGACCAUUUCCUUUUGAAUCAGCCCAAUGGCUCACUUGUCAUGCAUUUAUUACAAAGCUGUCUAUUUAUAAUAUAUUGUACAAGACCCUGCUUGUCCCUCUUCACCAUUGCAAAAAGCAGCUUUCUAGAAGCUUGCCAUAUGAAACAAUUAGCCUUCUAAAAGAAGUGACUGAUACAUCCCUCCAUAAAGAUUUUUCAACUAUAAUGGACUAAUUACUGCAAUAUUUAUAAAGAUACAAUUUUUUUUUACU
Molecule: messenger RNA, 3714 nt
Organism: Bufo bufo (common toad)
Lineage: Eukaryota; Metazoa; Chordata; Amphibia; Anura; Bufonidae
Gene: TERT
Product: telomerase reverse transcriptase
Exons: 16
Coding region: 29-3676 (1215 amino acids)
Biological process (GO): telomere maintenance via telomerase
Cellular component (GO): telomerase catalytic core complex
Molecular function (GO): telomerase RNA binding; telomeric repeat DNA binding
Source: RefSeq, a predicted model, not a curated record